UUAAAAGAAAUAGCAUAAAAAAUUCUUAUUUACACAAAACCAACCUACUUCGAACAUACUCUUUUAAGUUCCAAAUCCUAUGAAAUAGUGAACCAACUUUUAUAUUUCCAAAACACAAAAUAAAACAACAAAACACAAAUAUGGAGUUGAAAUCCUCCAUUAAUGAAACAUGGAAGCUCUUCUCACUAGGAACCUUUGUUGGUUGCCUUCUUAUACUCCUAAUCCUUGAUAAAAGCCACCAAAACACAAGUCUUUUAGCUGCUAGAAAUGCUAUGCUACAAUUUGGUCCUUUUAAAAUGCUAGAUUCGCCAACCGAUGAAAUUAUCAAUACUUUGGACCCUUCAAAUUUUACCACUACUAAUCCUAUCGAUGUUUCAAACGCUACCGCUCUUGCCCCUACGAUGAAUGAUCAAGUUAUCGCCGUCGAAAACGUGACGACUCCGAUGAACCAAACCGAGAAGAAGUGUAACAUGUUUGAUGGGCAAUGGGUUUAUAACCCGGAUGAAACUCCUACUUAUGAUUCGAUCAAGUGUCCUUUCCUUGAAGAGAAGAUUAGUUGUCGAGUAAACGGAAGGCCCGAUUUCGAGUACGAGAAAUGGAGAUGGGAAGCUAACAAUUGUGAUAUACCAUUAUUUAAUGGAACAGACAUGUUAGAAAGGCUGAGAAACAAGAGUAUGGUGAUAUCAGGUGAUUCAUUAAACAGGAACAUGUGGGAGUCACUAGCUUGCCUUCUUUACACUUCAAUUCCAUCUUCUAGAGUUGAAGUACAUGCCAACCAAGUACUGUAUAAAGUUCUUAAAGCAAAGGAUUAUAAUUUCACCUUUGAGUUUUACUGGAGCCCAUUUUUAGUUGAUUUUGAUACAAAGCACAAAAGUGGCAAAAAUGUUCUUGUUCUUGACAAGCUUUCACCCAAUUCUAAACAUUGGCUGGGUGCUGAUAUUAUGGUUUUCAACUCCGGUCACUGGUGGUCUCAUACCGGUAAAAUGAAAUCGUGGGAUUUGUUCGAGUACAAGGGAGAGUUAACAGAGGAAAUGCCGUUAGAGCUAGCAUACGAACGGGCAAUGAGAACAUGGGCUACAUGGAUAGAAAACAACGUAGACUCCACGAAAACUGUGUACUUCAGGAGUAUUUCAGCAGAGCACAAAAGUCGACAAUAUAAUCAAUGGUGCUACAAUGUAACAAAACCAAUAAUAGAUGAAUCAUAUGUAUCCGUCUACCCAGAGUCACUUGUUGAUACCAUUGAGACCAUGAUAAAUGGGAUGAACAAUCCAAAGGUGAACUACUUGAACAUUACCAAGCUUUCUUCAUAUCGAAUGGAUGCACAUCCAUCGGUUUAUAGGAGCAUGGACUGGAAGAACAUUACGAAGAAAUUCGAGAAUGUUUUGGGUUACGCUGAUUGUAGCCAUUGGUGUUUGCCUGGAUUGCCGGAUACUUGGAAUAGGUUGUUGUAUACAUCUCUGUUUUAUAAUAUUUCAGAUAUUACUAGUUCUUAAUAUUUAUUUCUUUGCAAGUACAGCUGUAAGUUUUUUGAAUUUUUAUGUUUUUGCCACAGAUUUGAAAAAGAGUGGUUUUCAAUUGUAGGAGAUUAGCGGUUGAAAGUGUGUAAAGUAUUCAGUCUAACCGGAUUGAAUUAAAUUGUAGAAAAUCAGAAUGAUGUUGAAUACAUGGAACGAUUGAAUUUUACUAUAUUGACUAUUGAAUUACUCUCAAGUCUCAACAUAAAAGUGGAGAUUAUUGUCAAGAUACAAUUGAAAUUGACAUGUGAAUUAGCUUACUCAAGAUAUAAGGUAAUUAAAAUCAAAGUUGUGCAUUAGAUAAAUGUAUUUAAAAAAAAAAAAAAACUGAUACGGUAUUGAGUGGAG
This is a messenger RNA of Chenopodium quinoa (quinoa), 1862 nucleotides long. RefSeq names its product protein PMR5-like. Gene Ontology annotation, molecular function: O-acetyltransferase activity. Gene Ontology annotation, cellular component: Golgi apparatus. The transcript has 5 exons. The record is from RefSeq and is a predicted model, not a curated record. The coding region runs from base 141 to 1493 and encodes 450 amino acids. Lineage: Eukaryota; Viridiplantae; Streptophyta; Magnoliopsida; Caryophyllales; Amaranthaceae.